AUGCACCCGCACCUCGUCAGUGCAGGGGAAGCAGGUGACCCCCAGGAGCCGACAGGGGCCCCUCGGCUCUGUUACGGAACCUACAGAAGCAAAUCAGUCACAUUCACCAACCGUCACUCACAGCUGUCUCCACGACGACAGAGGAAUGUACCAGCGUGUCUCCACAAGGACCAGGAAAACACCGAGAAGAGGGACCUCGCCGCUGUGAUGUCAUCAGAGAAGUCACGGGCCCUGGCUGAGUGGUUAGCGCUGCACCCUGGCUGA
Molecule: messenger RNA, 264 nt
Organism: Knipowitschia caucasica
Lineage: Eukaryota; Metazoa; Chordata; Actinopteri; Gobiiformes; Gobiidae
Source: the annotation of a GenBank genome assembly